Molecule: messenger RNA, 439 nt
Organism: Solanum stenotomum
Lineage: Eukaryota; Viridiplantae; Streptophyta; Magnoliopsida; Solanales; Solanaceae
Product: MLP-like protein 34
Exons: 2
Coding region: 16-405 (129 amino acids)
Biological process (GO): defense response
Source: RefSeq, a predicted model, not a curated record
AAUUUAUUUCAUGAAAUGUUUUGUGAAAAACCACACCAUCUUCCAAAUGUUGUACCACAAACUAUUCAAGCAGUCGAUUUACAUGAAGGCGAUUGGGGUACCGUUGGCUCAAUUGUUAACUGGAAUUAUACAAUAGAGGGGGAGAAGAAGGUUGUUAAGGUGGUUGUUGACGACAUAAACAAGGAAAAAAGGUUAGUGACAUUCAAGGCAUUUGAAGGUCAUUUCAUAGACGAAUACAAGGCCUUCAAAGAAACUAUUCAUAUUGAGAAUGAAGGAGAUAACAACUUGGUUAUAUGGACUAUUGAAUAUGAAAAGCAAAAUGAAGACAUUCCAGAACCCAUCUCUUAUUUGCAAUUAGUCACUAAUCUAACCAAAGAUGUUGACACUCAUCAUGUCAACCAGUAAUAUUCUAUGUUGUUCAGACACUUCGAUCAAAUAU